AAAGACUUCCCUAGUCACUGGUAUAGUUGCUACACAUCAUGGAGGAAUUCCAGCUCUAAGUAUGCCGAUGACUUCUUCCUCGGUAUGUCCCUCGCCCUCUUGAGACAUCUUUAUUCUCACUCGCUUUGCUAUAGAGGCCACUGAGGCCAUCAAAGCUGCGCACAACAUACAAGAACCCCCAAAUGUUAUCGAGUCUCGAUCAAGGAAAAGACGGCGCAUCGAACAAAUGGAAACGAAUCGACCGGUUGUACCAAGUUGCUCUCCAAGCCAUGCCAACCGGGGCUCAGACACCUGGGAAGCCUCGUCGGACGACGAUAAUGGCACUAGACCAGCAAACUCAGGAUCGAUCGACACUUCUUUGCGACAUAGUCCUAAACAGAACUGUCAGUCUCAGGCAGCUGCUAGCAAUACUGCACCAACGUUUUCAACUGUACCGGCCACAACUCCUUCGCCCGUGAAGUACACCCUUGCCUAUGUGUACAAGGCUGAGAUGGCGAACUUUUUUACUUCACUAUUUAUCGAACGGUUGCAAGGCACACCGGCAUGGGGUAUUGAUAGAACCACCAGUUGCAUACGAGUACAUGCAUUGGAAGACGCUGUUGAGUUUGAAAUUGAUUGGGGACACCCUACGGCACCUUCAGCAAGGGACGUGUUUCAGCAAGAGGCCUGGGGAGAAGUGGCCAUGAAGGAGGUUACCCAACUAACGAUACGGGUACCGUUCAACAAGGGACAAGACGUCAUCCAGAGGCUUUGUUAUCCAUCCAUUGUUACUCAGUAGUAAACUUCACAUCCAUCUCGUACACCUCAACAACGGUUGUUGCGGGUACCGAUGCGUGGCUAUUUUCUUCGAGUUCCGCAUCAUAUGUUUUGUCGCCAAUUACGAUCUUGCUCCGCCCUGGCAUCCUUCGAGAUUUCCAAUAUAAUGUAACGUCUUUGUCGAAACUGACUUUGGCAAUUACGAUAAAGACGAAAACUCCUGUUUUGGCAACGUCCAACUUUUUAACGUCAGCUAGAAAUCGAAGACGAUUU
Colletotrichum navitas is the source of this 1029-nucleotide messenger RNA. RefSeq lists its product as uncharacterized. The transcript has a single exon. Lineage: Eukaryota; Fungi; Ascomycota; Sordariomycetes; Glomerellales; Glomerellaceae. The coding region runs from base 227 to 778 and encodes 183 amino acids. The record is from RefSeq and is a predicted model, not a curated record.